Molecule: messenger RNA, 1272 nt
Organism: Botrytis deweyae
Lineage: Eukaryota; Fungi; Ascomycota; Leotiomycetes; Helotiales; Sclerotiniaceae
Exons: 1
Coding region: 1-1272 (423 amino acids)
Source: RefSeq, a predicted model, not a curated record
AUGGCAUCUCAGUUCCCCUCCCCCAUACCAAAUGCCUUUCCACCGAAAGAUAUCUCGGCAGUCAAAGCAAUAGUAACUCAUCUAUGCAACGAAAUCGGACUCCCCCCAGGUAUCAUCCGAAUCUCCGGAAUAAAAAGCGGUAGCAAGCACAAUAUCAUAUUAUUUACAUGGAUUCUAACCAAUCUUCCCCCCGGUAGUCGUAUGGCGCCUUGUAAACACUAUGUCUUGCGGACCCCCAAAACACAAGGAGCAAUCCCCGACCUUUGGAUCCAGAGAGCCGCCGCUUUCGAUUUCAUCUCCGCCAAGCACUUUGAAGUUCCUAAACUAUACGCUUAUGAUGCUAGAUGCGGAAACGCCAUCAGAUCUCCGUACAUCAUGCAGAAACAAGUGGAAGGGUACACUUUACUGGAAAAAUAUCGUGCGUUGUACAACAAGUAUCUCACAUACGGCUAUUACAAGCCAGCUAGUGAUUACGGAGAAGCUGCAUCUAUGAUAUCCGUGUAUAUUGAGAAACAAGAAUUGGCGUAUCAAUUUGAGUGUUACGGUACUUUUCAGCCCGUUCAGGGAAUGGCUCUCCAGAGUUCCUUUCCUGAUAGAGUACAGGAUCGAAUUGGAUUGGUUGUCAAACCAUUCACGAACACUUUAUCCAUGAGAGCUAAUUCGAAGGCCAUCGACUUUAUACUCGAAUUACUAUAUAUGUCGGAAUCUCAGACAAGAAAUCCGGAUCAGGAAGUUAAAUAUCGAAAGAUUCGCCAUAUAGCUUUAUGUAUCAAGGUUUUGGACAACAAUGAUAUCUAUCGUGCUGCACAUAGACCCGAGCCCUCUGUUCUUUGGCAUCCGAAUUUCCAGCCUAGCAAAAUCAUGAUGACUGCGACGCCUCAUUACUGUGAAGCUAGAUCCGGCGUAUCGAAUGAGGACCCCACCCGAAUGGAAUCUUACAAACUAGAAGCUGUACUUGGAUGGGAAGGCGCCAUGGCACUGCCUCGUAUCAUGACUCGAUGUCCUUCUUAUUUCUUGUGGGGAGAAGGCCCUCACGUACGCGAGACAGAUAAGUGUGUAUGGAAGUAUACCUGCGUCGAUGAGAUGAUAGAAGAGGGGCUACCGGGAUGGUGCGAAGAUGCUUAUGGAGAGAUGUCGAGGAUUGUUAGGGCGUUGGGAUUUUAUGCGUUGUUUGGUGUGGAUUUUGAAUGGUAUGAACUUCCUUUUGAGGUUUUGAUAGAUGCGUGGACGCGUAUUGAGCCUGUAGCGAGGGAUCUGGAGUAUGCGACGUAA